AUGGGUAUGGGAAUGGAUCUAAUGUUGGGGAGAAAUUUGUUGGCUCUUGUUGGUUUUGGAGCCAUUCCUGGCAUUUUGUCUAUUUUCAUUGUUCUCCCGUUACGUGAAUCUCCAAAAUUUUUAUUAUUAAAUCGAAAUGAUAGAAAAGCGGCAAUUAAGUCAUUGGAAUUUUAUCAAGGAAAGCAACCAGACAAUCACCAAAUUGCUAUAAAUGAAAUAUUAAAAGAAUCUGACAAUUGUGGACAUAAAAGAAAAGAAGGGGGAGGAGGACAUAAUAUUUCUUUAAUUAAAGCGUUAAUUCAAAUAUUAAAACAACCACAUUUACGGAAAGCGUUUAUUAUUGGGACGUUGUCUUUACAAAUUAUUGUUGGUAUUUGGCCAAUAAUUUACAUAUCUACAGAUUUGUUAGAAGCCCAUUUCGAUGCUAAUGCUAGUCAAUAUUCCUCAUUUGCUUUUAUUUGCGCGAAUUUUGUUGCUUCAGUUAUUGGGACUUGUAGUGUUGAAAAGUUAAAAUUAUUUUUAAAUUAA
Messenger RNA from Meloidogyne enterolobii, 528 nucleotides. NCBI's taxonomy places the organism in Eukaryota, Metazoa, Nematoda, Chromadorea, Rhabditida, Meloidogynidae. The record is from the annotation of a GenBank genome assembly.